AUGGGAACUUCUCUUGGAAUUAAUAUGGCAUUUGACUUACAAUCCCUGCUGAAUGAGGUGGAGGGCCUAGACAUUCUCACCGAACCUUUUUCAAAGUGUGAAAUGGAUAAGACUGUGCAGGAUAUGCCUAUUGAUAAAGCUUCAGGGCCUGAUGGUUUAAAUGGGCUAUUUUUCAAGAAAUGCUGGCACAUUAUCUCCCCUGAGUUUUACCAGCUUGCUGCUGAAUUUCAUGCUGGACAGGCCCAACUGCCUGGAUAUACCACCAGAUCCGUCCUGUCCACGCCGAGCAGUUCCUCAUCGCCAACGCUGCUCUCGCCGGUCGAGAUCCCGCGGUCCCCGGCCACCCCCGACAUGCCGGCGCCGUUGGAGGACGUGCUGCUACAAGUCCCCCAGCGCAGCCACCCGCUGGCCGCCGGCGACCUCUCCCUCCACCGAAUCCGUGCCGAAAACACCUCCCUGGCCGCCAUCGGGGCCCUCGGCACCGUCCAGUGGCCGCUGGCCCGCGACGUCGCGGCCGUCAAGCUCGACCCCCUCCACUUCUCCUUCUCCUUCACCGUCCCCUCCUCCCCCGAUGACCCAGCCCCCGACCCCCUCCACUACGGCCUCACGCUCUCCGUCCCUGACCCGCGCCUCGACGCCCUGCUCGGUGCCUACACCAGGUUCUCCGCCCACUCCGUCGCUGGCAGCGAGGGGCUGGCCGACGGGGUGCGCCGCGAGGUCGAGGCCGCCGCGUACUGGACCGCCGUCGCACCCAACGUCGAGGAGUACGGCAGCGCCGUCGCCAGGGCCAUCGUGUCCGGCACCGAGAACGUCGCCAAGGGGAUCCUCUGGUGCGGGGUCAUGACCAUGGACAGGCUCCGCUGGGGGAACGAGGUGCUCCGGAAGAGGAUCCAGCUCGGCGAUACUGAGGCCGAGGUCAGUCUGGAGAAGCUCAGGCGGAUCAAAAGGUAG
Hordeum vulgare subsp. vulgare (domesticated barley) is the source of this 951-nucleotide messenger RNA. Its product is annotated as senescence/dehydration-associated protein At4g35985, chloroplastic-like. Bases 1 to 951 code for a protein of 316 amino acids. Gene Ontology annotation, cellular component: plasma membrane. The transcript is spliced from 3 exons. The record is from RefSeq and is a predicted model, not a curated record. Lineage: Eukaryota; Viridiplantae; Streptophyta; Magnoliopsida; Poales; Poaceae.